Messenger RNA from Setaria italica (foxtail millet), 1196 nucleotides. Its product is annotated as transcription factor HY5. NCBI's taxonomy places the organism in Eukaryota, Viridiplantae, Streptophyta, Magnoliopsida, Poales, Poaceae. Gene Ontology annotation, biological process: response to far red light; positive regulation of transcription by RNA polymerase II; regulation of photomorphogenesis. Gene Ontology annotation, cellular component: nucleus. The coding region runs from base 271 to 816 and encodes 181 amino acids. The record is from RefSeq and is a predicted model, not a curated record. Gene Ontology annotation, molecular function: DNA-binding transcription factor activity, RNA polymerase II-specific. The transcript is spliced from 4 exons.
UGUACAAUAUGACGAACGAUUGGGGGCUGAUUUGUGAAAGAGAUUCUAGGCGUUUGCGACCAAGGAAAAAAGGUCGCCCAUGAUGAGCAGGAUGGAAUCGUCGAACGCUUUCCAAGUUCAGGCAAGGGAAGGAAAACAAGGGGCCAAUAGAGGAGGGUCAGGAGGAGACACGGAAACGUGCGCACGAUUAAUAAGAAAUCCAUCGCCCCAGCUGCCUGCUGCCGACUGCCGUGUGCCGACGAGAGAUAGCGCUCGAGAGAGAAGAAGAAUAUGCAGCAGGAUCAGACGACGAGCUCGCUGCCCUCCAGCAGCGAGCGUUCCUCCAGCUCGGCGCCGCAGACGGAGGAGGCCAGAGAAGGGAUGGAGAGCGACGAGGAGAUCAGGCGGGUGCCGGAGGUCGGGCUGGAGCUGGCCACCGGCCCGUCGACGUCCGGCAGGGAGACCGCCGGCGCCGCUGCCGCUGCCGCUGCCGGAGCCGGGACGUCGUCCGAUCGCGGCCAGUCGUCGUCGGCCGCGGCCCAGGCGGCCAGCUCCGCCCGCCGCAGCGGCCGCAGCCCCGCCGACAAGGAGCACCGGCGCCUCAAAAGGUUGCUUCGGAACCGGGUGUCGGCGCAACAGGCGCGGGAGAGGAAGAAGGCGUACCUGAGCGAGCUGGAGGUGAGGGUGAACGACCUGGAGAAGCGCAACUCGGAGCUGGAGGAGAGGCUCUCCACGCUGCAGAACGAGAACCAGAUGCUCAGACAGAUCCUGAAGAACACCACUGUCAACAGAAGAGGGCCGGGGGGUGGUAGCAGUGCCGGCGGAGACAGCCAAUAGCUUGGCCUCUACAUGCAAGACCGGAACCGGUUGCAUUUCGAAGAAAGCAGCAGCAGGAAAUACCUCCUGAAUCCUGAUAGCUGAGUCUGAAACUCUGAAUUGGCUGCUCGCUUAGCUAGGCCAUUUAUCUGAUCGAUUAAGUCUGUUGUUUAGAUGAAAAUCUUAUAUCCUGCAGGGACUGUGCUGCGUCUGCAUGUGUUCAAUGUAGCCUCCUUGCUAGGUGUAUGUAACAGUGUCCAAUGUAGCCUCCUUGCCGGCCAAAAUGUAAUUUGCAAUUCUGGCCGUACACGCGAAGAUUGUUCGUGAGACGGCAUGGGCCAUGGACGCAUUGCGUGGUGCAACUGUAAUAUAAGAUUCAGGAACGGCCUCCGAUUUAUGAA